Drosophila melanogaster (fruit fly) is the source of this 198-nucleotide messenger RNA. RefSeq lists its product as uncharacterized. The transcript has a single exon. The coding region runs from base 26 to 178 and encodes 50 amino acids. The record is from RefSeq and is marked reviewed. NCBI's taxonomy places the organism in Eukaryota, Metazoa, Arthropoda, Insecta, Diptera, Drosophilidae.
AGCUUGCGAACUUUAACUCGCAACCAUGGAUAUCUCAGUGCUGUGGCUCUACCUGGUCCUUGUUUCCGGCCUGUUCAUCUUCUUGGUGCCCACUGUAGAGUCCACCUUGCUUCUGUGGGCAUGCUUAUACCGGCUGGAGAUUUGUCCCUUUAAGACCACCACCACUACAUCAGGAUAAUGAAAAUACUAUAUUUAACU